CUAUUUUAUUUCUUUACACUUUUCAUAUAUAUUAUAAUUAUGUCAAGAAGACAAAAGAAACAAUUAGAUGAACCAAUUGAUCCAGAAGAAGAAGAAGAUGAGGAUGAUGAGUUAAUGUCUGAAGAAGAACACUCUGUCAGAGGAUCGCUUGACUGUAAUACGGGAUCUAAAAAAAGAAGAAGGACUGUAAAGAACAAUAGAGCUGAAUUUGAAUCAAGUAGUCAUGACGAUAAUAAGUCAAUUCACAACAGUGAUGAUGAAUUGACACUUUAUGAUUUGAAAAAACAAUUAGAUACUACAUCACUUCAAAUACAACACAUGUCAAAUGAAAUGUCUGAAUUAGCUAAAGAAGUCUCUAAUAUUAAACAAUUACUAAUCGACAUAAAGAACACUGUAAAAAGAAGCAUUCAACAUAGUACAUUAAUCCCAUCAUCAACGUCAUCUAUUUCUACUCACGACGGUGUGCAACAACAAUUACAAGAAAAUGAUCUACUCAUACCCGCAAAAUUUGCCCCCAUUCAGGGACCAUUUCCAAAAUACACCCAGAUGGAUAGAACACUACCUAGGCCCUCUGCUAAAGAGGUAGCAGAGACCUUGGGAGGAAAAGAACAUAGUCUUCAGUUUACUUCGAAUCUUUAUGUUGAUUUAAUUGAAAAAGUGCUGGGUCCACAAGAAGAGAAUCAACAUUUAGAUUAUAGAGCAAUGGUCAAGGAAGCAAUCAUGAUCACCAAGGCAGUUGUAUCUCAUGUAAAGGAAGCACACCGGAUUGACCCUGAGCUUAGAUGGAGUUAUAUUGAUCCAACCGUCAAAUUGGAGACUUACAAGAUAUUAGAAAGCGCAACUGAGCAUCUACUGCCUCUCAAAGUCUGUCUCGAAUAUUGGGGAGCACAUGUAUUGAUCAGUAACUUUUGGGUGAAGCGGAAAAAAUACAACAAGAAACCAAUGAAGGAUACGCCUUCACCUACCAAAAAACCAGAUAUUUCACCUUUUAGUAUUCCAUUUUUAACAAAUCAAUAGGGAAUAAACUGCAGAAAGAAGUAUAUAUAUAUAUUUGUAAUGGUAACUUUUUUUUUUGGUGAACCGCGGCAGCUUGAGUUAACUCAAAUGCAUGAACG
This is a messenger RNA of Rhizopus microsporus ATCC 52813, 1115 nucleotides long. RefSeq lists its product as uncharacterized. The transcript is spliced from 2 exons. The record is from RefSeq and is a predicted model, not a curated record. Lineage: Eukaryota; Fungi; Mucoromycota; Mucoromycetes; Mucorales; Rhizopodaceae. The coding region runs from base 40 to 1017 and encodes 325 amino acids.